Ipomoea nil (Japanese morning glory) is the source of this 1933-nucleotide messenger RNA. Its product is annotated as alkane hydroxylase MAH1-like. The transcript has 3 exons. Gene Ontology annotation, molecular function: monooxygenase activity; heme binding; oxidoreductase activity, acting on paired donors, with incorporation or reduction of molecular oxygen. The record is from RefSeq and is a predicted model, not a curated record. Bases 138 to 1736 code for a protein of 532 amino acids. NCBI's taxonomy places the organism in Eukaryota, Viridiplantae, Streptophyta, Magnoliopsida, Solanales, Convolvulaceae.
UUAUCCCUAAAUAUUACUAAGUAGUAUUCUAUUGCUCUAUUUUUAAUUUGGAGAAGCAAAUUAAAUAAUGAUUUGAUAUGGUGCAGAGAGUGGUUGUUACUUGUUAUUGGGCUUAGCUAUAAUUCUAUAAAGUGUGCAUGAAGCUAGAGAAAACUUCAAGGACAACUUCAAUCAUCACUUGUGCUAUGGCCUCCAUAGACUAUUUUGAAAUUUUUGUGGCAUUUUUUUGCCUUGUAAUUUGGAUAAUUUUGCGAGACGGAUAUAGGCGACCAUUAAAGGUGCCAUUGUUUGGGAUGUUACCAAGCCUUUUCUUGCAUGUUCGCAAGAUUCACGACCGGUGUGCGGCGGUUUUGUCGCUGCAUGGCGGCACUUUCUUGCUCAAAGGCCCAUGGUUUACCAACCUGGACAUUCUUAUCACGGUGGAUCCUGCAAAUGUUCACUAUAUAAUGUCUGGAAAUUUUGAGAAUUUCCCAAAGGGGAAAGAGUUCAAGAAGAUCUUUGAUGUGUUGGGUGAUGGGAUUUUCAAUUCGGAUCUGGAUCUGUGGAAGAACCAGAGAAAGCUUGCCAGGGCUUUGAUCAUUCACCAGAGGUUUCACAGGUAUUUGGUGAGGACAAGCUGGAAUAAGGUGGAGAAAGGGCUGAUCCCGGUUCUUGAAUUCGCGGCGGGGGAGCGCGGCGGCGUUGUGGAUUUGCAGGAUGUUUUCCAGCGGUUUACGUUUGACACGACAUGCACGCUUGUUACGGGCUACGACCCAGGAUGUCUGUCCGUGGAUUUCCCCGACGUUCCGUUCUCGAAAGCCAUGGAUGACGCCGAGGAAGUUCUGUUCAUCCGGCAUUUGCUCCCGGAGAGCCUCUGGAAACUUCAGCAGUGGCUGGGAAUCGGGCCGGAGAAAAAAUUGAGCCGAGCUUGCGAGAUUCUCGACCAAGUUAUCGGCAAGUACAUAACAAUGAAACGCCAGGAACUAAUCCUGACCUACAAAAACCAAAAUCCCGAUAAUGAUAUAAACGACGAAAACGGAUUCGAUCUUUUAACGUCGUACAUUAACAACAACGACGGCGAAACAACGAUGGGGCUAAAAUUCGACGACAAGUUCCUAAGAGACACGAUUCUGAAUCUCAUGAUCGCCGGCCGCGACACCACCAGCUCCGCCCUUACAUGGUUCAUCUGGCUGGUUUCAACCCACCCGGAGGUGGAGAAAAACAUAAGAGACGAACUUUUGACCGCCGUGAACUCCGGUGAAGACCCCAAGAAAUUCCGGCUUUUCAAAGCAGAAGAGCUGAAAAACCUCGUCUAUCUCCACGCCGCCCUCUGCGAAUCCUUAAGGCUAUACCCACCGGUCCCAUUCCAACACAAAUCGCCGCUCCAGACAGAUAUUCUCCCCAGCGGACACAAAGUGAGUCCCGAUACGAGGUUAAUGUUUUCCUUGUACGCCAUGGGGAGAAUGCAGUUUAUAUGGGGGAAAGACGCGAAGGAGUUCAAGCCGGAGAGAUGGAUUAAUUGGGAGCGUGGCGCCGUGAAACAUGAGCCGUCGUACAAGUUCUUGGCGUUCAACGCCGGGCCGAGGACUUGUCUGGGCAAAGAAGUGGCGUUUACCCAGAUGAAGGCCGUGGCGGCCGCCAUUAUCCAUAACUAUCAUGUUCGCGCCGUCAAAAACCAUGAUGCUUCUCCUAAUGUCUCCAUAAUUCUCUACAUGAAACAUGGUCUCAAGGUUCGUGUCCAAAGAAGAUGGACUUGAUCCCGCCCAUUUCUUGUUCUUAAUAAUCUAAGAUAUGAUGUCUCCGUACGAGGUGUGUAAUUUGCUUAGCUUGAAUUUGUUUGAAGUUGUGCCGCGUGCAUGAACAGUUUCAGAACACUACUAAAACUGAAACGAACUGUGUAUUCCUGUAAUAACAACAAAGAAAAUGUUAUGUGUAUUCUCAUUUUUUACUCUUA